CACUGAAAACCACAAUCAAAUCUCAUUAUUAACAAACAUUAUCUACACUCGCACAACAUGACAAAAAAACAUGCAAUCGUUGAUAAAACUGAGUACAAUACGCAAAUAAUUUCCAUUGAACAAAACAGUUUGAAAAAAUCAUUAUAAAGCUACGGAUGCUAAUAUUGAAGAUGUUGCCGAUUCUUUUUAUGAUUAGAACCAUGUUCACACAUGCAGCCGCACAAGGCCGUAUCGUUAAUGGGAAAGAGGGCCGUAUCCAAGAUUUUCCCUAUCAAGUUUCUUUGCGCCGAUAUUCAAUUCAUAUAUGUGGUGGAUCAGUUAUAGAUGCACAGUGGAUUAUUACGGCAGCCCACUGUAUUGAAUCUUUCGAAAAGCAGCCAAGAGUAUUUUCCUUGCGUAUCGGUAGUUCUAAUCGUGGACAAGGUGGUGAAGUGGUUUCGGUGGCUAAGAUUUACAAACAUCCCUUGUAUAAUAGUGAGGCGAUGAAUUUUGAUGUCGCGCUAUUACGAACGCAGAAAAAUCGAUUGCGAGGCGAAUUUGUGCAACCAAUUAAAAUUCCGCUGCAAGAUACGCCCAUCGUGGAUAGUAAAGAGGCGAUCGUUAGCGGCUGGGGGCAUAUGAGUUCUUCAGAACAUGUGCUAUCAGUCCUACUAAAAUAUGCAACGGUCAGGAUUGUAAAUCAACAACAGUGCAGGGAAUCGAUGAAGGCACAAGGCGAUAUUACUGAAGCUAUGUUUUGCGCUGCAGCGCGAAAUACGGAUGCAUGCCAAGGAGAUAGCGGCGGUCCAAUAAAAAGCGAUAACUUGCUAAUUGGGAUCGUGAGCUGGGGAGUCGGCUGUGCAGAUCCCCACUAUCCAGGCGUUUAUACGCGUUUGUCUCACCCUGUUAUACGAACUUGGAUUAAACUAAUGUCUGGAAUAUGAUUUAAUUUGCGGACCAAUAAUAUGCAUCUGGUUUAAAAAAUUCUA
Molecule: messenger RNA, 968 nt
Organism: Rhagoletis pomonella (apple maggot)
Lineage: Eukaryota; Metazoa; Arthropoda; Insecta; Diptera; Tephritidae
Product: trypsin-4
Exons: 3
Coding region: 156-923 (255 amino acids)
Biological process (GO): proteolysis
Molecular function (GO): serine-type endopeptidase activity
Source: RefSeq, a predicted model, not a curated record